Messenger RNA from Salvelinus fontinalis (brook trout), 9907 nucleotides. It is a transcript of the gene plekho1a, whose product is annotated as pleckstrin homology domain containing, family O member 1a. Gene Ontology annotation, biological process: regulation of myoblast fusion. The transcript is spliced from 5 exons. The record is from RefSeq and is a predicted model, not a curated record. Bases 4912 to 6462 code for a protein of 516 amino acids. NCBI's taxonomy places the organism in Eukaryota, Metazoa, Chordata, Actinopteri, Salmoniformes, Salmonidae. Gene Ontology annotation, cellular component: muscle cell projection membrane; ruffle membrane.
CAAGUUCUGUGGUAAAGGGAUUUUUAGGGAAAUAUGGAAAAACCGUUUCGUGAUACUGAGAGGAGACCAUCUGUACAUCUCUGAGAAAGAGCCUGCUGGAUGAGCAACAAACACGUGUCAGAAACUGAAAAGACCACGGCUGACACAGCUGCGCCUCUCGCUGUGCCCGAGGACCCCCAAGCAUCUAAGGCCUCCACUCCCUCAACCCUACCGUUUACACAGACACACACACACACACACACACACACACACAGACACACACACAUACACACACACAUACACACACACACACACACACACACACACACACACACACACACACACACACACACAUAUACACACACACACACAUACACACACACACACACACACACACACACACACACACGCUCAGCUGAGGUUCAGCUGCUUUGUAAUGAGUUCACCUGUGGAACAGAACGUAUCAGUUCAGCGUGGUUCUCUUUCUCUCAUUAUCGCGUCUCCCACAUGCUCUGUAAUUUGUUGGAUUUUAUAGUUAUUUUAUGUAAUGCACCUAUUGUUCGUUUUACACGUACAAUUCAAUGUUUGUUAAGGAGCCAUUCUUAUAUCAUGUAUAUUGGUAAGUGGUGUGCUACCUAUUUGUCAGGUGAAGGUAACUGCAAACCCAGUGAUAACUAUUUGACCUGCGUGUACUUGUGUGUGUUAUGUGCUCUGCUGCAACUUCUUAACCACAUGAUUAAUGGUGGUGGAUUAUUCAAAUGAGAACUUUGAAAAGACAAGCACGCUAUUCAUGAAGUAGGCCAGAAGGCUAAAAAGAACACAGAGACUUGUAUCUCCGACGCUCAGCGUAACCACAGCCGAACCGCCUCAUGGGGCCCGGGAUAAUCUUUCAUCUAAAACUCCCGUCUUUGAGUUUGAUUUAAUGUUUUAUAGACGUUGAGUGAUAUCAUGUCGUGAGCGAGUUUGAGCACAAAUUAUGUUUUUGACCCAUAUUCACUGAAUGAAUUGCCUCAGUCAUUUUUAUCCAUCACAGAUGAAGGAAAAUCAUACUGUGGGUUCACUCUGAAAGUGUAUACUCUAUUUCAUGUCAGAUGUGGUUUGGAAUCAACAUAAUCAAGCAUCAAUAUCCACAAAAUAUACAACACUUGCGUUAAAAUGUGACCGACAUUGAGGUUGAAUUUAUCUGCAAUUGAUUGAAUUGUGGCAUGAGUGUGCAAGCUAGCAUUGACAGUAUCAAAUUGUCUGCUAACUCAUAAAAUGAGCUACAUAAACUAGAGAAGGGCAGUAAGCAGCUAUGUUGCUCUAUUACCUCUAAGCAUCCUCACACGGGACACCAGUUCGAUGUGUGAGAGAUUCUCCAAGAGGAUUUGCUACCAUGCAACUGGGACUUUGAGAAGUUAACUGCUGGUGACAUUACUCUGUACUACCCCAGAUGAUUCAAAUGUACUUCAUCCUUUGACCACUAAGAAGAGCACAAAUAUGUUCCUAUCUGUUCUCCUGUCUUAUUUUUUUGUGCUUUUAUUGUGAAGGAAAGGUGAUAUUUUAGAGGGAAGUUCAGAGAGAGAACUCCUGCCGCUGGAGGGCAUAUAGUCUGGAGGUCGGUAGCGCUACCACGAGACUUGGGCGCAGAGCACAAAUAUAAUUUUAAGACUAUUGGAUUUCAUCGCCUGCCGGUUACUUAGUAGUGUCAGGGGAAAUGACUCAAGGAACAGCUGCCGUAUUUUUAUGUUGAAAAUGUCAAGAUAUCAUUAAAAGUUCCAUAAUCUCAAAGAGCCCGCUAACUGCGGUGUAUUCUUCGUAAUAUGCCGACUCAGCUACUGCUCACAGUGAAAAUCUGUGCAAAACCAGGAUAUAUAAAAAAAAAAAUUUUUUUAUCAUCGUCAGCUCAAGCUUCCCAUAAUAGUCUAGAGAGUCAUAGCUCUGAGAGCCUUAAUUGGCUGGCCAGACAGACACGCUGCAAGAACAUGCAGUACACAACACAUGAACUGCAUAGAUACGUGAGUUACAUUGAGGUCUGUUCCUCCAUAGAAGGCCAUGUGUUCUGUGUGAAAAGUGUACAGUAUGUUGUCAUAGUUGAGAAUAGUGCUGAGAGUGUAUGUUAUGGAGGCGUGUGUUCCUGUGCAGAGGAGUGUGUCCUGUCUCUGCUCUGAGGAUAUCACCCCUGCAUAUUGCUCUGCUCUUAUCUUACAGCUGUGCUAUUGGCUGCAAGUUACACACAUCAUACAUCUUUCAGAAGAGAACUCUCUGUUCUCUUCUCAAGUCGUGUGAUGAUAGGAGGCUUUACACGUGCAGGCAGAGAUGCUCCUGUAGAAUGCUCAAAGUGCUUCCACUUCAAACACUACAUCUAUGAUCUAUGUGAAUAAUUGCUGGGAGUUCCACCUAUGUUUAUAGAUAUAUAGAGAGAGGUCUUUAUGGUUUUCAGUGGUGACGUGCACGGCAUAUGAACGAGGACACUCCAACAAAACAGGAUUUAGAGCGAGAGAGUGAAGCUUGUAUUCAUCAGACACUGUAUAACCGAGGCCAGGGGGUACUUGAGGUAACAUUUUAGGCCAUGCGUUGAAGAAAUGUGGUGACGCAGUUGGGCAAAGUGUUUUGUAGUUGGUCAAGGUCUUUGUGAUUGAUGUAGUUUACAGAUACUGUUGCAAUGGGAUUGGUAUAGAAGGCGAAUGUGUGACCAAGUUUAGUGGUUGAUACAGGAGCCCUGUGACUGGAGGAGCUUAGCAACACACCUCUAAAAUUGGUCAAGGACCACACAAGUGUUGUUACUGGUCCAACGGAUCAACGUGAUCAGUGGAGAACUGGGUUGUUGGUGAAACCCCUAUGUACUGUAAUUUGGAAAUAGUGCAAGAUGACUGGUCAAGCAUACCACAUGGUCAAUGUAAUAAAUCUAUAUGAUUGGUGCAGGGAGGCCACGGUGGUUUAGCUUUCCAUACUUGCUAUGCUAGUUAUUUCAGAAAAGCCUACUGGUCAGUUCUGGGGAAUAUUAUAUUUAUAGUAUUAUAUUAUAAAUAAACCAGCCUCUUUAUACUCCCCAGCUCUUAACUACAUCACAUUUUCCACACUGAUUGAAAAUAUGAUUUUAAUCCACUUCCCCUCUUAAUUCCAACCUGGUUUAUAUAAACAUAACUCCUCCAGGGCUUGAUUACAGGGUAUUAACGGCAUGUCAACCAGAUUUUAGAGUGUGACCAAUCGGACAUCGCCUUUCCAUUCGCUUUAGGGUUUUUCCUUGCACUGUACUGUUUGAUGGGCUUCCGCCGGCUAGUAUAGACUUUCUCUAUUUUUGCGUUUCACGGCGGUAUGUUGCUGGGUUAUUCUUAGUGGUGGGUAUUUUACUCCCACUACCACCCCCAACUCUGCUUUUCCAUAUACGUAGCAGGAGGGGAGUGAAAUAUUGAUGGGAUGGUGGGCGUUCCAGAAUGGAUCCUCAGGGCUUAUUUUGCCCCAUAUUAUAGUUGUGAGCCUCUCUCUCUCUCUCACACACACACACAGCUCUUGUUUAUCUUUUACAUUUUAAAUGCAAUUUGGGUGGUUAAUAAAGGUGUAUCAGCAUGAGGUGGGGCACAGUUUGGAUCUGUAUUUUGCCAGGAAGAAAUUGGACUACACUUUGAUGUAUGUUUUGUCCUCAUAUACUGUAUCGCUAGGCAUAAUACAGUUCCUCAAUGAAAUUAAAAGGCAAAUGGUCAAAUUUAGGACACAACUAAUAACAGCCCUAACAAGUGGAUUUCAGGCUGCUUGUGGUUUAAUAGGGGUUGAUACAAGGCUGUGACACAUUAUUUAAUUAUACCGUAUGUGGUUGUUUCUUUGAUCAUAGAGUGGCUCCGUGUCUCGUUCUAACAUUGGAAGAUUCCUCUGAUGCACGGCUCUGUUGCUGUGGAAAAACUCUAUUCAUCCAGAUGAAAGUGGAACGCCCCUGCCCCUUCCCAACACACAGUCACAUCCACCCACACACACCAUUGCUGUGUGUACCAAUGGCGUUCAACCAUGUCUCUCUGCGUCUCCUUAGGUUCUCACAACAGACCUACACAUAGACUUGUAUCCAUGUCAAUAACCAACCCCCAACACCUCCAAACACGCACACCCACCAUGACCCCCAGUGAUCCCGUUGCUGUGUUGAAGCUAAUGGGGCCCUCUGAGAGGUCCCACCACCCCUGGGGUUGUAUGUAAUCACCUGUCAGUCAGGCUGAAUGGAGAGGUCGAUGUCUCUGCCCCAGCACUGUUGAUUACAAUUGAUCUGCGUUUAAAUUAGACACUUUGCGGCGGGGCAACAAGACCAAUAAUGGGAGGCAGGGGAGUAACACAUGAACACCCGCUCCAAGACUCAAUUUUUCUACCUACCUAUUUUUUCUGGCUAUUGCGUUUUGGUGGCAUUGGGAAGCUGGUUUUGAAAAUAAACACAUUUUUCAAUGCUCUGGGUAAAAGUAUGAUCAAAACAUGGUAACAUCAGGCCUGUAAUGGAUUUUUUUUAUAGACAUUUGGACAUAUCCUAAAAAGACCAUUACACCUACAGAAGAUCUUCUGUAUGGGCAUGUAAGGCCUGAUAUGCAAGAGAAUUCCAUUUGAAACCUCAUUAACAUCCUAAAAUAAUGGAUGAUACGAAUGUGAGAAAAGGUUUUAUUUCAAACGGCUGAGUUUUAUCCAGGCACCGUGGUGUGUCUCUGUGCUGUCGAAAGCUGCUGGAUAACAGAGAGUGGUAAUUAGUCUUUUCCCUUGGGUUAAACUCAAGAUGUCCUGCUGUAAUGCACAGUAGGUUGUUCUCUGUGUGUGUGUGUGUGUGCGUGUGCAUAUGUGUGUGUUUGUGCAUAGGUCUAUUUUUGUGGUAGACAGAUGGUUUAAGGUUCAAAACAAAUUGACAAAACUCAUUUGCCAGUGCCAUCUUGCACAGACCUGAGUUGUAACUACCUCUUGUUUUCUCUGUGUGUUUCCAGGUGAAGGAUGAGAGGAAAGUCCAGGAGUUGUUUGACCUGGCUGACUACGAACGCUCUGAGGAGCUGCGCAAGGCCAAGAGCCGCAGUUCCCAAUCUUGUGUUUUUGGCUGUUAGCCCCGAGGAGAAGGAGUCGUGGGUCAAUGCCCUCAAUACAGCCAUCAUCAAAGCCAAGAACCGCAUUUUUGAUGAGGUUACAAUUGAAGAGGACAGUGUCCUGGUGCACCCUACACGUGAUCGUGCCAAGAUUCCCCAUGCACGGCGCUUGCCCACCCGGGGACAUCUCAUGGCUGUGGCAUCCACCUCCUCAGACGGAAUGUUGACCCUUGACCUUGUCCACGAGGAAGAUGACUCCACCCCAGAAGAUGAGGAAGAAGGCUUCUGGGAAAAUAACUUCAGGGUUGACCUAUACAAAUGGACCACAGGUCGUCAGCGUUCUGGCACAGACGUCUCCAAACUCUGUGUCACCACAAAGGACCUAAAGGUACCCAAGACGAGCAGCCUGCCUCGAGGGAGCGAGCUCUCCUGGGACCGGGCGCACCAUCUUGAGGCUCAAUCCCAUACCCCUCCACCAGGGAAGAGGUUCAGUGCCCAAGGUAGGAGCCGCUGCGCCUCCAUGGACGAGGUCCUUUCCUUGCGGCCAGUCAGGGGUGUCCUUCCCCCUCGCCCCAUAGGUGAACCUGUCCAGCCUGUCGGGCCACUGCAGAGUCUUAUCGCCCAGAAAAUGCAGAGGGCUCAGGAACUGCUGGAAGAAAUGCGAUUGGAGGAACUGCAACGUGCAAAAGGCUUAGACUCGCCCUAUCUAAAGGGCAUUGACUCACCCCGUUUGUACCAUCUAAGAGGCUCUGAGUCUCCUCACUCCAGGGCCUCAGGUUCACCUCGCAGUAAGAGUAGUGACUCUCCUCGUUUGAGGGGGAAAGACUCGCCUCGUACGAAGGGCAAGAAGUCCCGCUCAAAAGGUACAGACUCACCCCAUUCAAAGAGGGCUGACUCUCCUAAUUUGAGGGGUAACAACUCUCCCCGUCUCAGGGUUACUGACUCGCCCUGUAUGAAGGGUUUGGAUUCUUCCAGUUUCAAGGAAACAGACUCGCCAAGUCUGAAGGGUUCUGACUCCCCACGUCUCAAGAACAUUGGUUCACCCUUUUCAAAAAGUUUUGACUCAUCAAGUCUGAAGGGUUCUGACUCGCCUCGCAUCAAGGAUACUAUUCUGAGGGGUAAGGACUCGCCAAAUAUAAUUGGUAAGAACUCCCCAAGUCUGAAGAGUAUCGGCUCACCUUCUCUGAAAGGUGCUGACUCGCCCCAUGCUGACUCACUCCAUAGUAAGAGUGCACACUCACUUCUCAGUGACUUUGAUUUGGAGAGUAGACGGGCGGAGGCGGAGCGACUUCUGCAGGAGGCCGUCUCCUCCUGGCGUCAGGCUAAGGAGGUGCUGGAGGAGGUGAAGGAGCUGCAGACGCAGUCACUAAACCGCCGCUCUGAAAAGAAGACAACAGACAGGCCCCCAACACCGCCACCGGACUAUAGGCUGGAGGACGCAUGCCUCUGUCGCCACCACAGCUGAAAAGCACGCUGGGUUGUCUCCAAACAAAGAGAAAAUAAAAGAGCACUAGGGGCAUGGAGUAAAUACAUUUUUGUCACGUUUUGUUGUCAUUACAUGCCAGUGUUGAAGUGCAAAGCUUUAGGCUUUAUUGCUCCCUUUGCACUUUCCUAUCUUGAUCCUUGCAUUCAGAAAGUAUUCAGACUCCUUCACUUUUUCCACAUUUUGUUACGUUACAGCCUUAUUCUAAAAUGGAUUAAAUAAAUUUGUUCCCUCAUCAAUCUACACAUAAUACCCCAUAAUGAUAAAUUGUUCAAAUUCCUGUUUCCAUUGAUCAUCUUUGUUUCUACAACUUGAUUGGUGUCCACCUGUGGUCAAUUCAAUUGAUAGGACAUGAUUUGGAAAGGAACACACCUGUCUAUAUGAGGUCCCACAGUUGACAGUGCAUGUCAGAGCAAAAACCAAGCCAUGCGGUCAAAGGAGCAGAAUUGUGUCGAGGCACAGAUCUGGGGAAGGGUACCAAAAAAUGUCUGCAGCAUUGAAGGUCCCCAAGAACACAGUGGCCUCCAUCAUUCUUAAAUAGAAGUUUGGAACCACCAAGACUCUUCCUAGAGCUGGCCGCCCGGCCAAACUGAGCAAUCGGAGGAGAAGGGCCUUGGUCAGGGAGGUGACCAAGAACAUAUAGGCAUAGCUCCAGUUCCUCGGUGGAGAUGGGAGAACCUUGCAGAAAAACAACCAUCUCAGUAGCACCCCACCAAUCAGGCCUUUAUGGUAGAGUGUCCAGACGGAAGCCACUCCUCAGUAAAAGGCACAUGACAGCCGCUUGGAGUUUACAAAAAGGCACCUAAAGGACUCUCAGACCCUGAGAAACAAGAUUCUCUGGUCUGAUGAAACCAAGAUUGAACUCCUUGGCCCCAAUGCCAAGCGUCACGUCUGGCACCGCUCAUCACCUGGCCAACACCAUCCAUAUGGUGAAGCAUGGUGGUGGCAGCAUCAUGCUGGGGGGAUGUUUUUUAGCGGCAGGGAUUGGGAGACUAGUUGGGAUCGAGGGAAAGAUGAACGGAGCAAAGUACAGAGAGAUCUUUGAUGAAAACCUGCUCCAGAGCGCUCAGGAACUCAGACUGGGGCGAAGGUUCACCUUCCAACAGGACAAUGACCCUAAGCAUCCAGACAAGACAACGCAGGAAUGGCUUCAGAACAAGACUCUGAAUGUCCUUGAGUGGCCCAGCCAGAGCCCGGACUUGAACCCGAUCUAACAAAUAUGUGGAGAGACCUGAAAAUAGCUGUGCAGCGACGCUCCCUAUCUAACCUGACAAAGCUUGAGAGGAUCUGCAGAGAAGAAUGGGAGAAACUUCCUAAGCUUGUCACGUCAUACCAAAGAAGACUCAAGGCUGUAAUCAUUGCCGAAGGUGCUUCAACAAAGUACUGAAUAAAGGGUCUGAAUACUAAAUGGGAUAUUUUCAUUUUUUUUUUUUUUUUUUUUUUCAAAAAAUUAAAAACCUGUUUUUUGCUUUGUCAUUAUGGGGUAUUGUGUGUAGAUUGAUGAGGAAUUUUAAAAAAAUAAAACAUUUAGAACAAGGUUGUAACGUAACAAAAUGUGGAAAAAGUGAAGGGGUCUGAAUAGUUUCUGAAUGCAGUGUGCUGUAUACUAGUCAAAUCAAGCUGAGCAAGUAAUGAAAUAUUAAUUUCAUUAUCACUGCCAUUUGCUUUCUGAUUUGAAUAGGUUGGAUGGACCUUAAACCCAUAAUAUAUUUUCUGUGAACUUAUUUUUGUUCCCUUUGUCAAUGGCUCUGUGGUCCACUGUGAAUGGAGGGAUGGGCUUCUGGGUUGUAGGAGCAGACCAUGGCUCAAUCCUGGUUCGUGGAAGAGUGGGUGAAUCAGACAGAGGCAUAAACAGGGCUAAGAUCAGAGUUGCCGUGCCUCGGUAACGCUGACACUACCAGGGAAAGUAAUGCUGCUCGUGUAUUUACAUUUAUUAUCCGCCAGAGGUGGAUUAAGUUUCAUUGGAAAAUGCUUUGUACUGUAAACAUAAACAUUAGAUUGUUUUUUAUAAUCGACGAAUGGAACGUGUUUUCGCGGAAACAGUGUCUAAGGAGCAUUAUUUCCUUGCGAAAUUCAUAUGUGGAGAAGCUGCCUGGGAUUGCUCUCUUUCGGUUAGCUUCAGUUAUUGACAACUUGCAGUGAAGUCCAAUGACCUUCAAACAUCAAGAAUUUCCCCAGUCUCUUGGUGUCAGAAACCAAGUACUGUAUUGUAGUUGUUGGUCUUCUCAGAGACCGAAUACAAAGGCGAUUUUUCUCUUACUGUGAGCGUGUCAGAUAAUGAACUAUUUCCUCAUCCCUUCUCUGUCCUAAAGUGAGCAAUAGUAUUCCAGGGACAGACUCAAGAUGUCUGUUUUCAUUAUGUAAUCAAACUGACUAAUGUCACCAAUUGGAUUCCCAACACUUAUAGCUGAAACUCACGGACCACAAGGCCACUUUGAUUGCAAGGAUAUUAAGUAGCUAACUACUUCGCUCUAUUAAAUUUACUUUUAUUAUUCUGGUCAUGUAACAUGGUCUCCUGCUUGUACUCAGAAUGCCUCUAUUGUUUUGGUUAAUUGAGGUUCUAUGAUCUACAAAAGCCUGCAUGUGAGUGAUUCGGUGGCAGAGAGCAAGAGAAAGUGCUCUUUAACUCUGAUCAGCUUCUGAGGAGAAAUGCUAUUAUGGGAUUAUAAUUGCAGGCGUCAUGUUGAGUCUCUGUAGCGUUCGUUACGAUUCGAAUCAAGUGGGCAGAUGAUUUCAACAGUUCUUCUGUUUCUUCCAAAAGGUGCACAGGGUAAUCUCACAUUUCAUAGGCUUUCAUUAAUCAUUUCAUGAGGAUCAGUUAUUUUAUGAGAGAGGGGAUAAUGAAAGCUUCUGAAACAUUUUCAGGGCACAGAGAUGUUAAACUUGGAGAUAUGAAGAUGGGUUGGUCACACUGCACUAUUUCAUACCAAACUAGGGUGGAAAUCAAUGUUCUCAGUAUCAUGUCCUUGUUUAGUCACAUGGUUAGCAUUUCCUGCCAUGUCAUUGGCUGACUGCCAAAACAUGAUUCAUAGGUCACUGAGUUGAAAUUAAAAUGCACAGUGCAUCUAGGACAGGACAAACAUCACCCCAUUACACCAGGCUCGCCUUACAUACGGUUAAAAUCAGUCAUAUAUGAUUGCUGUUUAUUGGUUUAUUUGAUUAUGUGUAUGUGUCCCUUCAGCAGCAAUUAUAUGCCCUUAAUGCACAUGACAACAUGCAAUAUAGUAGGCCUAAUGUUGAUAACGAAAGAGAUAUCCACCACCGCUUUGUAAUCUGAGCUAAGCCAUAGACCAGUGUAUAGCAACUCUGCCAGAAAGAAGUGAAAAGGCAUUAACAUGUCUCAAGCAAUCUGCAUAAAUAGAUUGUAUUAACAGCAAUUGUGAAAUGACUAAUGUAUGUAUAAGUGAAAUAAAUUAUUUACACUGAA